GUUGUGGAAGUGGAGACAGAUGUCUUCUGCCUACCAUCACUUUAGUUUGCCUACACCAAGGCUGGGGGAGCAAUUGGCUCCCAGAAUGCUGGAAUUACAGGUCCUGGGUCACCACCUACCUGUCUAUAUAAUGAAGAUACCUUUGUUGUUAUCUCACACAAUAAAAUAGUCUCUCAGUUUCAGCUUAAUGUUUCUUCCUGAUGCCACUGAAGUAAAUACUAAAAGAAUUUGUUCCAGUUAUGCAUUUUGUGGUGGACAAAAAUGGCUAGGCCUUUUUAUGAAAAUAUUUUAAUUGAAGAAAUGGAGCCUUCAAAUUACACAAGGGUGACUGAAUUUGUUCUCACUGGCCUAUCACAGACUCGGGAGGUGCAACUAGUCCUGUUUGCUAUAUUUCUGUCCUUCUAUCUGGUCAUUCUUCCAGGGAACAUCCUUAUCAUUUGCACCAUCAGGCUCGAUCCCCAUCUCACUUCUCCCAUGUAUUUCCUGUUGGCUAAUCUGGCCUUUCUUGAUAUUUGGUACUCCUCCAUUACAGCCCCUAAAAUGCUUGUAGACUUCUUUGUGGAGAGGAAGACAAUUUCCUUUGGUGGGUGCAUUGCACAGCUCUUCUUUUUGCACUUUGUUGGGGCCUCAGAGAUGUUCCUGCUCACAGUGAUGGCCUUUGACCGCUAUGCUGCUAUCUGCCGCCCCCUCCACUACGCUACCAUCAUGAAUCGUCAUCUCUGCUGUAUACUGGUGGCUCUCUCCUGGAUAGGGGGUUUCAUUCAUUCCAUAAUACAGGUAGCUCUUAUUGUUCCACUUCCUUUCUGUGGACCUAAUGAGUUAGACAGUUACUUCUGUGACAUCACACAAGUUGUCCGGAUUGCUUGUGCCAACACCUUCCCGGAGGAGUUAGUGAUGAUCUUUAGCAGCGGCCUGAUCUCUGUAGUGUGUUUCAUUGCUCUGCUAAUGUCCUAUGCCUUCCUUCUAGCCAUGCUUAAGAAGCAUUCAGGCUCAGGUGAGAGUACCAAGAGGGCCAUGUCUACCUGCUAUUCCCAUAUCACCAUAGUGGUGUUAAUGUUUGGGCCAUCCAUCUACAUAUAUGCUCGCCCAUUUGAUUCUUUUUCUCUAGACAAAGUGGUGUCUGUGUUCCACACCGUGAUAUUCCCUUUACUUAAUCCCAUCAUCUACACAUUACGAAACAAGGAAGUAAAGACAGCCAUGAGGAAGUUGGUCAAUAUCAUGUAA
This is a messenger RNA of Fukomys damarensis (Damara mole-rat), 1224 nucleotides long. RefSeq names its product olfactory receptor 4M1. The transcript has 5 exons. Bases 262 to 1224 code for a protein of 320 amino acids. NCBI's taxonomy places the organism in Eukaryota, Metazoa, Chordata, Mammalia, Rodentia, Bathyergidae. Gene Ontology annotation, cellular component: membrane. Gene Ontology annotation, biological process: G protein-coupled receptor signaling pathway. Gene Ontology annotation, molecular function: olfactory receptor activity; G protein-coupled receptor activity. The record is from RefSeq and is a predicted model, not a curated record.